This is a messenger RNA of Dendrobium catenatum, 1545 nucleotides long. Its product is annotated as ATP-dependent RNA helicase DBP5-like. Gene Ontology annotation, cellular component: nucleolus; catalytic step 2 spliceosome. The transcript is spliced from 9 exons. Gene Ontology annotation, molecular function: mRNA binding; ATP binding; RNA helicase activity. Lineage: Eukaryota; Viridiplantae; Streptophyta; Magnoliopsida; Asparagales; Orchidaceae. Bases 1 to 1545 code for a protein of 514 amino acids. The record is from RefSeq and is a predicted model, not a curated record.
AUGACUGAGAUGAUAGCUCAGAAGGGGGCAAUGAUGCAGAGAACUGCCGCUAUUGGUGCCAUGCCCAAUCCUCCUGUUGAUCCUCCAAAUUUUCAAAUUCCUCAAGUCUCGGGAGGAUUAGAUAUUCCUGAUGGUGGUCACGAGGCUCAUAAUGUCAUCCGUCAGCCCAUCCCACAAAAUGUUGCAAACAUUCGCAUAUUGAAAAAUAUGUUUGUGAAGAGAUUUGCUAGUGCAACUGAGAAGAUCACGAUCGCUGACCUCGCUCUGGAUAAGAGAAAAAGAGAAGAAUCAGUGACUAAAUACAUCACUCGCUGGCAAAAUUUGAGCAUGAAAUGUGAGCAGCAGUUAGAAGAAGAACAUGCAGUACAGUUGUUAAUGUGCAACAUAGAUGACAAGAUGCAACCCUUCCUGUGCAUGUCUACAAUCAACAUAUUUCAAGACUUGCUUAAUAGAGUGGCGAAGUUCGAGAAACUGAAUUUUUCCAGAUCAGAAAAUCACUCUGAUAAGCCCAAGAAGGCUAAGGCCCCGGGUGCUAGAAGGGGUGAGGCCGACUCUACGUUCUUCUCUAGAGCUGAUAGAGAAAAACAAGUGAUUUACAACGUAGACAAAGGUACUUCAAAGUCUGGAAGGGUGAAAUCCUCCAAGAAGAGAACCAAGCUGAAGAAGCCCAAUGAGAAGAUGACUACGACUCAAAGGGUUAUCGACAGUUUGGAUGAAUACUACCAAACUGUGAGGCGACCUAUCAAGCUCAUUGACUUUAUGACAGAGCUUAAAAUAGAUGAAGCCAAAGAAGGAGAUGAAGAUUCUCUUCCCAAAGAAGUAUGUAAGGUCAUCUCGGUGGCGUCGAGGAAAGUGCAGGCAUUGAUUCUAUCUCCUACAAGAGAGCUUGCUGCACAGACUGAAAAAGUCAUAUUAGCAAUUGGUGAUUACAUAAACGUGCAGGCUCAUGCUUGUAUUGGUGGAAAGAGCAUAGGGGAGGAUAUUCGAAAACUGGAAUAUGGAGUUCAUGCGGUCUCAGGAACUCUUGGUAGAGUUUGUGACAUGAUCAAGAGAAGGACCUUAAGGACAAGAUCAAUUAAAUUGCUAAUUCUUGAUGAGUCAGAUGAGAUGCUGAGCAGAGGUUUUAAUGAUCAAAUAUAUGAUGUUUACAGAUAUCUUCCCCCCGAUCUUCAGGUUGUUCUAAUAUCUGCCACACUUCCUCAUGAAAUAUUAGAAAUAACUGGCAAGUUCAUGACGGAUCCUGUGAGAAUACUGGUCAAGCGUGAUGAGCUAACUCUGGAGGGUAUCAAACAAUUCUUUGUUGCUGUUGAGAGGGAGGAGUGGAAAUUUGAUACUUUGUACGAUCUCUAUGACACGCUUACUAUCACCCAAGCUGUUAUUUUCUGCAAUACUAAAAGAAAGGUAGGAGAUGCUGGUGUAGAAGUCAGGCCGCUGGUCACGGCGGUCCCUCCCGACGGUCCAAUCUCCAUUAGAGUAGAAGUUGAUCAUGGCUUUGAGAACGAUUCAAUGCGGCCAAAAAUCUGGUUUCGUUACCUGGGCCGAUGA